CGGGCGUCUGACGUAAGGGUGUAGUACGUUCGUUUGCUUCCAGGUUGUGUGUCAUUCCGUUGGGUCGUUGCCAUGGCUGAGGGUGAGGGCCUGUUGCUGGAUGAUUUUCUGAGCCAACUUUACCAGUGCGGAGAAGCUGCAGUGAGUGAAAUAAAGAACAAAAGAGGAAAAGCAACAUUGAAAGGAAGAAAACGCAUGCACAAUACGACUGAACAGCAAACGCAUUGUUCAGAGGAUCAGUCUGUGCCCUGCAGCUCUACGGUACCCAGAACAAGUGACUCGCUUGUAAAGAAAGCAGCAGACUCACUAAGCAGGACUCCAAAGUGUCUUGUCAAGUUGCAUGCAGAGCUUCUCAAUUCUGUAGGCACCUAUGAGGUGCAGGCAAAAGCAAGUGGAGAAAAGGUCCUCAACAAUGGCGUUGGCACCACUGGUGCAAAGAGGCCAGUAGAAGUCGUAACCUUUACUGGUCUUCGUAAGAGGAAGAAGGUUCCGCUGGUAACAGACAAAGACAAAAUUGAGGAAGCUGAUGAGCAGAGCAACUCAAAACAAGAAUUUAAUUUGGCGAGGGCCCGUCUGGAAGUGCACAGAUUUGGCAUCAUGGGUUACAGAAAAGAACAGCAAAGAGUGCUUGAACAAGAACGAGCUAUUAUGCUAGGUGCUCGACCCCCAAAACGUGAAUAUAUAAAUUACAAAAGAUACCAGGAAAUGAUGAAAGAUAAAGCCACAGCAAAAAAUACGAAUGCAAAACCUGUACUUUCAAGGAAAAAGAAAGAAGAAAGGAGGAACAAGAAGUCUGAAAUAAUCCCAACUGGGCAGGUGGGAAGAUUUAAAAAUGGAGCACUGAUCCUCAGUGACAGUGACAUCAAGAGAAUCAAAGACAAAGCCAAGUCGAAACAUGUUUAAGCUCUGUACAAUUUAUGAAAGUUUUUUUAGUCCUAAUGUAAAAGUUUAUAAUAAUGCAAUAUUAAGAUGUGUUCAAUUGUCUUUAUUCUUCCAUGGGUUAGGGGCGACAUUAGAAAAGCCAGCAUUUGUUGCCGUCCCUAAUUAUCAUUUAACUGAGUGGCUUGCUUAGCCAUUUCAUAGGGCAGUUAAGACUCAGCCACAUUGCCGUGGUUCUGGACUCGCCAGUAGACUAGCCCAGGUAGGAACAGCAGAUUUUCGUCCUUAAAGGACGUUAGUAAACUAGAUGAGUUUCUCAACAAUUGAUAAUAGUUGUAUGAUCAUCAUUACUGAGACUUGUUUUAUAUUUUAGAUUUAUUAAUUGAACUUAAAUUAUACCUGCUGACAUGAUGGGAUUUGAACCUCCUGCCCCUGAUCAUUAACCUGAAGCUUUGAUUUACUUUCAGCACUGUUAGCUCUGUCAUCAUCUUUCCCUAAGUCUGUAUAUAUUUUUUGCCUUGUCUGAUUGCAGGUAUACCUCUUCAAUGAAUUUGUGAUUAAAUACCAAAGUUGCUACAUUUUUGAUUUUAACUUUUGUUUCACCUCUGGUAAAUAUGAUCAAGCCCCUUUCAGCUCAGACAGGUUUUGAAUGAGCUUUGCUUUUGGAAACAGCAUAAAAAUUGAAAAGAAUUAUAGUAUAAGGAAAUCUUAUUCACAAUAUAAGUUAAUCACAUCAUCCAACUGGAGUCCGAUUACCACAAUCCUUAAGCCUAAAACGUUGCCUAUUCUUUAGGGGAUGUAGUUUCUUCAGGUGGUUGCUUGAGGAAUUGGAGUCUUGAUUUAAACACUUCCUGCAAUCUGUUGGAUACUGCAGUGCAGGAAAGAAUCUCAAAUGAAUUUUGUAAUGUAAAUUGUAACAACCAGAUUUAUUCAAAUAACAUUUACAUUGACUACACAACACCAUUUCUGGCACAUCACAAUUUAUGAACAUGCAACUUAUAAAUACACAGGACAGACAUUCAGUACUUAUGCAAUACCAAGUUUGAGAGCAGUGAGCAGACAAUAAUAAUACCAAGUAUAAAACACAAAAUACCAAAAUUAUCCAGCACACACAAAAAAGUUUGAGUUCUGAGGAAAUAGCCACUAGUCACACAGAAUCCAAUCAGCGGACCAGCCGCAGAAGUUCCUGAUGACUGGAUUUACAUUUAAGGGGAUUUCAAUGUAGUAGUCAGAACCAUUAGUCGGGACAGCUCCUCGGUUUUGAGCUUCAGUAUGACCUGGAUAAUUCCCAAGUUGAUGAGGACAAAAUAUAAAACUUAAUACAGUAAAGUAAUUAAAAAAUAAAAACAAAUAUUGUGCCCAGUUUUAGGAAUUUCCAUUUGUGCCAGGGCAGAGUAUUUCAUGAAUUUACCAGUGUGCUCAGGUGUUAUUUGCACAAGAGGCUUUUGCACCAAUGACUGCAAAUUAAUUCUGUAACUACACACCCUGGUUUCCAAGACGGAGGUGAAAAUUAACUUGCACAAAACUAAUUGUUUUCAUGAGUAUUUUGUUUAAAAUACACCCCAAUUCAGAAAUGGUUAAAAGUAAGUUGAAUGUGAGUGUGCUUAACUUACUGACCAUUUUAAUAAAUGAAAUAUGGAAAUAGUACAUCCAUAUAGUUGAUUGUGAGAAGCAUUUGUAUGUACUGGUCGAUGACUCUUUCACAGCCACUGUGCUUAUCAACUCCCAGUUUGAGAGAAAAGUAUAAACUUUUGUCAAAAUGGGCCGAAUUAAAUCAUCUAAUAAAUGUAAUUCUGAAAAGUAAA
This is a messenger RNA of Stegostoma tigrinum, 2684 nucleotides long. RefSeq names its product chromosome 4 C1orf131 homolog (gene fsaf1). NCBI's taxonomy places the organism in Eukaryota, Metazoa, Chordata, Chondrichthyes, Orectolobiformes, Stegostomatidae. Bases 73 to 903 code for a protein of 276 amino acids. The record is from RefSeq and is a predicted model, not a curated record. The transcript is spliced from 7 exons.